Heterotrigona itama is the source of this 3118-nucleotide messenger RNA. NCBI's taxonomy places the organism in Eukaryota, Metazoa, Arthropoda, Insecta, Hymenoptera, Apidae. The record is from the annotation of a GenBank genome assembly.
AUGAAAGGUUGCUUAAAUUUUGGUAAAAUAUUCAAAAUCAUUGCAUAACAGCAAAAUUGAGAAAUCAGUUACUUUUUCUGAAAACGUUCUAUUAGAAAAUAAUGUGGAAAACUGCUUGAGUCUUUGGAUGGCAAUAGGAUAGAAAAGUCAGACAUCUUCUCUUAAAGUGUACUGUUACAAAAUAGCAUGAAAAAUUGCUUAAAUUUUGUGUGUUAAAUAUUUAGAUAGCAAUAGAAUACUUUCUCUUAAAAUGUCUUCUUACAAAAUGAUAUAGAAGAUUGCUUAAAUUUUGUUAAAGUAUUCAAAAUUUUUAGAUAACAAUAGAGAAAUCAGAUUUUUUUCUUAAAAUAUUCUGUUACAACUGAAGAAUGCUUAGAUAGUUCUUUGGAUGGCAAUAAUAUUAGGUGACAAUAACAUAAGAAAUCAGACAUCUUCUCUUAAACUGUUUUGUUUCAAAAUAACAUGAAAGAUUGCUUAAAUUUUGUUAAAACGAAAAAUCUCUCUUUUGUCAAAAAUCUUUGCAUAGCGCUAGAAUUAAGAAAAAAAGGAGGCAUAUGCCAGCUGUUAACUGUAUCAUGAAUAAUAUGCGAAUAGCGAACAAAACUCUACUAUCUUGGAACAUAUCAGUUGUAUUAAUUGAUAGUGCUUGAUGCUUGGAGUUGUUUAGAAAACUUAUGUUUUCAGAAACAAAUCUGAACGCGCAUACGUACAUACAUACCUACAUAUGUACGACAAUAGCAUUUACGUGAACUCAAUCUGUCAGACGUAUCUGUACGCCCACGGUAACAAAACAGUUGACCAUUAUAUUUUACUCCCACGUAAAGAUCAAAGUGACAACUGCAAACAGAAUAGUUUUGCAUCAAUAGAAUUGUUCUUCUGUCAUACAUUUCACGCCAAAUGUUUUACUCUAUUUCUCCCUCUCUUCUCGCAUACUUAAUUAAAGAUACAAUCCCAUUAACAUUAACCGGUGAAUAGGUGAGAAAAAGGGUGUACCAUGUAGCCAUUUAACCAGGCCAUUUCGUUCACGAAAGAUUCUUUUGUUUCUAUAUACAGUUGAUUUACAAAACAUUGCGAUUAACUUAAAAACAUUAUAAUUAAGCGAUGUUAUUUUAUUAUUAUUUCAGUUAGAAUACACGUAUACAUAUUUCUAUAUUUCUGCUUCAAUUCAGGCAACUUUUACCUCACUGACCUGUACGCCACGGAUGAGAUUGAAUUAUGCGAUCCAACUCCGGUUCUAAACUUGAACCGCAAAGAGGGCAAACGUCCGGCUGUCUUCUUACGGUUCAAGGAUAGCGAAAGCGGAGAAGUACGUGUCUAUCCGGGCAAACUGCAGGUGUCAGAGUCAUUCUGUAUAGUACCUGUCACAGAGGCAACAACCGUUGCGGACUUGAUCGAGCAAGCGCUUCAGAAGUUCGGUUUGCAAAAUUUCACAUCGGAAGAUUACAGAUGCAGCGAGAUUCUUCUGGACCGCGGUGGUAGUUAUCGAUUGACAAAUAAAUUGCCAAAAUUUGUAGACUCUGGUUUUGUUUUUUGUUUUUUUUUUUUUUUUUUUUUUCUAACAUUUCAAAAUUCCGUCCACUGCUCAGUCACUGAACGAGUUCUGGCUCGUGACGAGAAGCCAUGGGACAUCGUGAAGCAGCUGGGCAAAGAUUCGAUCAGGCAAAUGGAGUUGAUGCGAUUUUACCUUCAGCUGAAGCAAGACCCCCAUGGGCCCAAUUUAGCUUUGUUCGUGGGCAAUCUGCCACCAAAUCUCUCCGAAAGGAGUUACGAAAACAUGUUGACCGACUUCUUGGGCAAAGAAAAUAAAUUCUCCUCCAUUGGUCCAAUAUACUACGAAUAUGGCUCGAUGGUGAUCAUUUACGAGGACUCGAACAAGGCAGUCACGGCGUUGUAUACGUUGAGAGAAUCAAAAUACGAGGACAAACAUCUUUUAGUUAUGCUGUUACCAAGUAUCGAGCCAAGCAUGGUGCCUCCAGGUGUGCAACCUUUACUCGUCUUCGUGAACGUGAAAUCCGGCGGUUGCCAGGGACUGCAAUUGAUCUCCAGCUUCCGGAAACUUUUGAAUCCGUACCAAGUGUUCGAUCUCGACAACGGAGGUCCACUCCCUGGCCUCUACGUAUUCCGUCACAUAAAGAAUUACAAAAUCUUGGUUUGCGGCGGUGAUGGAACGAUAGGAUGGGUGUUACAAUGUUUGGACAAUGUGGGUCAGGACAGUGAGUGUUCCUCGCCUGCUUGCGCCAUCGUGCCUCUGGGAACGGGCAACGAUCUGGCGCGCGUUCUGUGCUGGGGUUCCGGCUACACCGGGGACGAGGAUCCUCUAAAUCUACUGCGAGAUGUGAUCGACGCGGAGGAAUCCUUGCUGGACAGGUGGACCGUGGUAUUUCAUACAGAGGAGAAAGAAGACAAACAGUUGGCCACCAAUUCAGGAGGAGCGGGCGCGACCAGCGAAGACAAUACGCAAAUAUUCGUGAUGAACAACUACUUUGGCAUUGGCCUCGAUGCCGAUCUCUGUUUGGAUUUUCACAACGCCAGGGAGGAAAAUCCGAACAAAUUCAAGAGCAGAUUGCGCAACAAGGGAGUGUACGUGACCAUGGGCUUGCGAAAAAUGGUGAAACGGAAGCCCUGCAAGGAUUUGCACAAAGAGAUCCGACUGGAAGUGGAUGGAAGGGUCGUUGAAUUACCUCAAGUCGAAGGGAUAAUUAUUUUAAAUAUUUUAAGUUGGGGUUCCGGGGCAAAUCCUUGGGGUCCAGACACUAAGGAAGAUCAGUUUUAUACACCAAAUCACGGAGAUGGAAUGUUGGAGGUGGUCGGAGUGACGGGUGUGAUGCAUCUCGGACAAAUUCAAUCUGGUCUUCGUACAGCGAUGAGGAUAGCGCAGUGUUCAAAUGUUCCACAGGGAGGACACAUAAAGAUCCACUUGCACUCUGACAUACCGGUACAAGUGGACGGAGAGCCGUGGGUCCAGAGUCCAGGAGAUAUUGUCGUUCUGAAAUCAGCGCUAAAGGCCACGAUGCUGAAGAAGACCAAGGGUAAAAUGAAACGGCGUAACACAGAGUCCAGCAUGCAGCUGGCACUUCAGGCCGCGCCACCGAACGAUCCGGAGCCUGAAGUCUUCUGA